GGAAAAUUUAGGUUGAUUGUUAGUAAAUAUGUUCCUCGGUUGUAUUGUUUAUGUUUCUACAUCUACUUCAAUGGAUUUUCAGUAUUGAUUAAGAUUGUUUUUACAAAGUAUUUGUAUCUAUUUCGUGGUAAAACUUCACAUGUCAAAAAAAUUUGUUCUUCAUAAUUUUGUGCGGAUGAUAAGUGUUGGGGAGUGGUACUUUUUUGGUUUUUAUAUCCCAUUUUUGGAAUAGUGAAGAAUUAAAUGUGAACUAGUGCUAACUAUUAGUGUUACGCAAUGUGAAAGUGCAUUGUUUUGAUUUAUAACGAGAUGACGUUUGUUUUCUGUGGUAGAAUAAAGCAGUAUGCUUUGAUUAUUAGUGCAGUAACAUUAAUUUGUCUUCAGAUCUCAAAUUCAGGAAGAUGUCGCAAAACAUGGAUUGGUUUUGGAUUUGCUAAAUUUGAUUUAUCAGCAGUAUAUUUAUUGUAAACAUGGUAUUAAAAUGGUUAGGGAAUGGAAAAUCUGUGAUGAGACUCUUUGGAAAUUUUUAUUUGGGGUUAUUUGGAUUUUUACUGUCAUUAUUGACACCAAAGCACAUCUUCGCCCUACAGACAUCUCUGCUGUGAGAAAAGAAAAAAUUUGUCAAAGCACAGAUAUUAGAAACUCAGUCAGCAUGUUUUCUCAAUUACGUGGAUGCCAAGUUGUUGAAGGAUUUGUACAAAUUGUAUUAAUUGACAAUGCAGAUGAAUCAGAUUAUGCUAACAUUUCUUUCCCGGAGCUUACAGAAAUUACUGAUUAUUUGCUUCUUUAUCGUGUAAAUGGAUUACGUUCUUUAGGAAAAAUCUUUCCAAAUUUGACUGUUAUCAGAGGAAAUACAUUGUUCGAAAAUUAUGCCCUAGUGGCUUUUGAAAUGCUUCAUUUACAGGAAAUUGGUUUGAUAUCACUAACUGAUAUCCCAAGGGGUGCUGUUCUAUUUGCAAAAAAUCCAACUUUAUGUUUUGUCGAUACUAUUGAUUGGGAUCGUAUAGCUUAUAAUGCCAAGGGUGAACAUUACAUUGCAGCUAAUAAACUACAAAAUGAAUGCCCCAUGUGCCCUACACAUAACCAUUCCUGUGCAACAUCUCCAAUUGAUGGUGGAUCGCUUUGUUGGAAUUCUCAGCAUUGUCAGAAAGUUUGUCCUGCUCACUGUAAUGGUAGCUGCAAUAGUAAUGGGGACUGCUGUCAUUCUUCUUGUCUUGGUGGUUGUCAUGGGCCACCUAAUAGUGACCAAUGUGUCGCAUGCAGAUAUUUUAACUUUCAAAGAAGAUGUGUUAAGAAGUGUCCAAACAAUACUUAUGAGUACCUGAAUCGCCGUUGCAUAUUGGAAUCAGAAUGUUAUACAUUACCCAAGCCAAGAAAAACUGAUGAUAUUAUCAACGGGAAGGAUAAUCCAUGGAAACCUUUUAAAGGACAAUGUGUAUUAGAGUGCCCUACAGGAUACUUAGAAAUAAUGGAUACAUCAAAUGGUCAGGAAAGAUAUAAAUGUGAAGCUUGUAAAGGCAUAUGCAAAAAGGAAUGCCCUGGAGCCAAUGUUGAUAGUAUAGCAGCUGCUCAAGAAUUAAGAGGGUGUACAGUUAUUAGAGGAGCUCUAGAAAUUCAGAUUAGAGGUGGUGUUAAUGUUGUUAAAGAACUUGAAGAAAAUUUGAAUACCAUCGAAGAAAUUGAUGAUUAUUUAAAAAUUGUUCGAUCUUUUCCCAUUGUUUCAUUGAACUUUUUAAGAAAUCUCCGAGUAAUACAUGGAUAUAAACUUGAAAGCUCUAGGUCUGCUUUGAUUAUAUUAGACAAUCAAAAUUUGGUAGAAUUAUGGGAUUGGAAAACUCGUAAAAAUGAAUUUCGUAUUGAUCAAGGGAGGCUAUUUUUUCAUUUUAAUCCCAAAUUGUGUCUGUCAGAAAUUGAUAAACUCAAAAGGGUAGCUGGAUUGGGAGAUUAUACUGAACAUGAAGUAGCCAGUAGUUCAAAUGGUGACAAAGUUGCUUGUAACAUAAAGGAGUUAAAAGUCACUGUUUAUAAGAAGAAUUCAAUAGCAGCUCUUAUUCGAUGGAAUCAGUUUGAACAUUAUGAUUCUCGUACAUUGCUUGGUUAUGUUGUUUAUUCAAUUGAAGCACCGUACCAAAAUAUUACAAUGUAUGAUGGAAGGGAUGCAUGUGGUGGAGAUGGGUGGCAAGUUGAUGAUGUAUCUGCAUCAGAAAACCCUGCAGCAAUAGAUGGAAAAAAGCAGGAAAUAAAUCAUAUUCUGACACGCCUGAAACCAUAUACCCAAUAUGCUUUUUAUGUGAAAACAUAUACUGUUGCCACCGAAAAAAGUGGUGCUCAAAGUCGUAUUCAGUAUUUUCGAACAGAACCUGAUAGACCUACUGAACCUCGUGGUUUAACUGCGUUUUCUAAUUCUAGUUCAGAGUUAGUUAUUCAUUGGCAGCGCCCAGCACAUCCUAAUGGUAAUUUGACACAUUACAUUGUGACAGGUCACUGGGAAAAGGAUAACGAAGAAUUUAUUGAACAAAGAAAUUAUUGUCUCGAGCCUAUUUCAUUACCUCCUGAUACACAUAAAAUUACUCCAAAACCAAAGGUAGAAGAACAUAAUGACCUCACUGAUGAAAAACUUGCUUCUUGUCCAUGCAAAAGUAAAAUAGUUGACAAUAAACAGCGUGAAAAAGAAAUUCAGCUAGAAGAUCAUUUGCAAAACCAAAUUUACAUCAAGAGGUAUAACAACAAUAGAGAAAAACGGGACAUAUCAAGCCAAAUCAUAGAAAAGAGGAAGUCUGUUUUACCUAAUCAAAAGGAGGAAACAGAAUCACAUUCCUUUAUCAAUGGAACACAGUUCACUAGAAGUGUUGAUGGAAAUACUAGUAUGUUACUUAUGAAAAAUUUGCGACAUUUUGCAUUGUAUAAUAUCGCAGUGCGAGCAUGUCGUAAAUUGGAAGAAGGAGAGAAUAGUACAAAGAAUAACACUUGUAGUGAAGAAGCUAUUGUGACUGCUAGAACAUUACGGUUAGCCACUGCUGACAGCAUUGAUAGUCAGUAUCCGAUCUGGGAAAUUUCAAAUAAAAGUUUAGGAGUUGUGCAAUUAAAAUGGAAUGAACCUAAAAAUCCUAAUAGUCUCAUUGUUGCUUAUGAAAUUGAAUACAAACGAUCUGAUAUUGAGAAUUAUAAACCGACAGUCGAAUGCAUUACUAGAAAACAUUUUGUGGAGUCUGGAAAUGUAUACUAUCUGCGGAAUCUUGGACCAGGAAAUUAUAGUUUGCGUUUACGGGCAACAUCUUUGUCUGGAAACGGCUAUUAUACUCCUUACAAAUAUUUUGUGAUUGAGGAAGAAUAUACCAUCGCCUCACAUUUAUUAUAUAUCCUGAUUAUUAUCUUCGUGCUGGCUUUAUUAUUUUUAAUAGUUGCUGCUUUUUUUCUGAGAAGACAAUAUAGUCAAUUGCCUAAUAGAAAACUUAUUGCAUCUGUUAAUCCUGAGUAUGUUCCUACAGUUUAUGAACCAGAUGAUUGGGAAGUUUCUAGAAGUCGUGUUGAACUACUUGGUGAAAUAGGUCAAGGUUCUUUUGGUAUGGUUUAUGAAGGAAGAUUAUAUAACUCUGAAGGUUCUUCUGAGCAACCCUGUGCUGUAAAAACUGUCAAUGUGCAAGCUGCUGAUAGAGAAAGGAUUGAGUUUUUGAAUGAAGCCUCAGUUAUGAAGGCUUUUAAUACACACCACGUUGUCAAACUAUUGGGUGUAGUGUCUCAGGGGCAACCUACUCUUGUCAUAAUGGAGUUGAUGAAACGAGGGGAUCUUAAGUCCUAUCUUCGUUCUCAUCGUCCUGAUUCAGGAAAUUCAAAUGUUGUUCCUCCAUCUUUGAAGAGGAUAUUGCGAAUGGCUGCUGAGAUUGCUGAUGGUAUGGCUUAUCUUGCUGCCAAAAAGUUUGUUCAUCGUGAUUUAGCUGCCAGGAAUUGUAUGGUGGCUGAAGAUCUAACUGUAAAAAUAGGAGAUUUUGGCAUGACCAGAGAUAUUUAUGAAACUGAGUAUUAUCGAAAAGGUUCAAAGGGACUACUUCCUGUUAGAUGGAUGGCACCAGAAAGUUUGAAAGAUGGAAUUUUUACUUCUUAUUCAGAUGCUUGGAGCUAUGGUGUAGUAUUAUAUGAAAUGGCAACACUUGCAUCUCAGCCUUACCAGGGACUUUCAAAUGAUCAAGUUUUAAGAUAUGUGAUAGAUGGUGGCAUUAUGGAACGCCCAGAAAAUUGUCCUGAUAAGUUGUACAGCAUAAUGCGACUAUGUUGGGAGCAUAAACCGUCAUCUCGUCCAAGUUUUAUUGAGUUAGUUACAUUAUUGCAAAAUGAUGUAGGUAUUGAUUUCCAUGAGGUUUCUUUUUACCAUAGUGAAGAAGGCAUUGAUUAUCGUUCUCAAAUAACAUCAGAAGACACACCUCUUCGUGUUUCACGUGAAAUUGAAGAUUUUUCUUUAAGUGAGGAUGAAGAUUUUAAGGAACCUCGAUCUAGUACUAGUAGUAAAAUUAGUAAUGGAAGUACAAACCCAAAUGGCUAUGUUCCUCAGCAAAUAGUCACUACUAAGUGCUGAUGUCAAUGAAUUUUUAUAAAUUAUUUAUAUGCCAUUGAGUGAUAUGAUUAUUUAUAAUAGGGUAAUCAAUACCCAGUAUAUUAAAAAUUAGCAUACUGUGAUUAUAUGGUUUUAUAAUACAUACAUCCCACACAAUUUAUGCACACAUACAUUUAUAUACAUACUUACAUUGUAAAUUUCUUCAUUAAGAUUUUAUGUUUACAUAACAUUUGGCUUUUCAAGGAAGCCAAAGAAUAAGGAUUAGUAUGUUUGUAUUUUUUUGUAUGUGUGAAUUUAAGGUGUGUGUGUUACAAUUACAGAAACACAUUUUGAGGUGUCCGUAGUCUUAUACGUUGAUUAACUCAAUGUUCACACGCAUAUACACUCCAUUAAAUCUUUACCAACUCUAAAAACACACACACACACACACAAACACAAACUCACUCACUCACAUACACUUAUUCACAAAACUGCUGACACUUUUGCUUUAAAACAUUCUGAUAGCUUUAACUGCCCUUGAAGAUAUAUUAGUAUUUUAAAUAUUAGAACUUAUAAAAAUUGUAAAUUGUAAUAUAUGUAUUAUAGCAUAAGCAUUGACAUAGUAAAUAUAUAGUUUGAUACAAUUUUUAUAUCAAAAAUUGAAGUUGGUAUAAUUUUUUUUUGUCUGAAUUCUAGUAUGAUUGGAGAACUAAUAAUCUCAUCUUUAAUAUUAUUUUUUUUUACUUUUUUAAAAAAAGUCUUUUGUUUACUCAAAAGUAUUUCUCAUUUUUCGAACUCAAGUACAGUCUGGCAGAAUCGGAAGAACAGGGUUUGAUCAAUCAUAAUUAUAAAGAUAGUUAUGAAUUACAGAUCCUAUCAUAUAGAUUGUUAUUGUUUUAUUUAUUCUACUGUAUCCUUUGAUAGAUUUAUAAGUAUGAAAUGAAUGUGUGAGUGUGCGCGUGCUUCAGAUAUAUAUAACAUAAUGUUUUUCACUUCCCUUUAUCCAGUAUUGAUAUUUAAAUCAUGAAAAAUAUUUAUUUUGAAAUAAUACUCGUUAAAACGUGGAAUUAGAGUGUCACCGGCCUUUUUUCUUUAAAUUAUAAUUUUUUUUAUUGUUUGGUAUUCAUUUAACUACUAAUAGUUAAUAAGUUAGUGUAAGUGGUAUCUAUUUAUUACCCCAUUUUGUCUUUCUUAUAAUAAUAGUGGGAAGGCCUCACUUAAGGCAGAGUAAAACAAAAAUAUUUGUUCUGAUAUUGUUGUUUGGUCUUUCUAGUCUUUAUUUUUGAACCAUUUAUGACAUGUCAUUAAAUUCUGCUAUAUUUAUUAUGUAUGUAGAAUAUUAUGAUGUCUGAUAUAUCCUUUAAUGUUUUACAGUUUCAAGAAAAUCAUUCAAUCUCAAUAACUAUACAUGAAUAAAGUACAUAUCUACUUUGUUGGCUUCAAUAAAUUCUUCAAAGCUUUUUUUUCUACCAGACAGCAUUGUAAAGUUUUAUUUUCUAAUAAAAUGCUCUCCCAAUAGAUUCUAGUCAACUGUUUAAUGCUUAAUUUUACUAGUAUUAUUAUUUUGUUGUGAGAAUUAGUUUAAAUGCAGUUUCUUUAUAUUUACAAAAUCAUUUGUUCAUUUGUUGGUUGAUAAGUUUACAAAUUAAAUAAUUAUUUACUAUUGAAAUAUUGCUUAGUUUAGUUUUAUAAAACAUUUUCUUAACUGUUAGUUGAACAAAAAAAACAAACAAAAUUAUUUAUAAAAACAGAACUAUAUUUCUUUGUAUCUGUUUAAUCUCUCUUCUUUUUAAAUUGAACUGCUCUCCGUAUUCUGAUAUGCUGUAUUGGAGUUAAUAAUUUAUAGUAUUAUGUAGUCCCAAAUAUUUUAUUAAUGAUUGCUAUUACCAUGUAAUUAUUUCAUAAUUUAUUACUAAAAAUCUAUGUAUAAAAAGAAAUAACAUAUUGCUCAAUAAUUAGCUGCUAUUUUGUAUUAUGUACUAAGCAUUUGGGAUUUCUAAUUUAGAUAAUUUUUGUUUUUGAUGAUUGUGCUUAUAAUUUUUGUAAGCCCUUAUUAAUUCUAGGUGUUUUAAUGAAAAGUACAUGUUACCAGUCCUUAAAUGUUGAAAUUAGUAUUACAGUUUGUUUUUGUCGUUUUGUCUUAGGUUAUUAUGUACGACUCUAAAUAUAGCUUUUCAACAAAGUCUUGUAUUUUGAAUAUCUUUUAAUGUAUUAUAACACUUAUGUUUUGUAUUUAUAUAUUACGUAUUUGAAUAAGUUUUCCAAUGAGUUAUAAAUUCUGUAUUUAAAGUUCGUAAACUGAUAGUUAUAUUAAUUAAAUUCAAAAGUUUAACAUCACAUAAAAUUAUUUUGCAAGUAUCAUUCAAUUUUUAUUCUAUCCAAUAAAGUAUUAUUUUAGGAGGAAAGUAAGAAAACUCUGUUUUCUAUUCUAUUUUUAUCAGUAUGGCAUAAAAUGCUACAUUCUAUUUGGUACAAAUUUUGUAUUAUUACAUAUCAAAUUUUUAUUUAUUUAUUUUAUUGAAGAAACAGAUUAAUUAAAGUUGUGAUCAAAAAGUAAAAUAUUGAUGAUGAAUGUACUCAUCAAUAAUUAUGGUCUUACCUACGAGUAAUGGUUUACUGCAAAGGGUAAUUCAAGAGCAUCUAGUAGUUUAUUUUUCUAGUAACUAGUCUUUUUCUGUUCUUUUUUAGAUCUGAUCCUUAAGUAUUUUUUAUCGAAUUAUGUUUUCUACUAGCAGUUUAAACAUUAUAGUUCCUCUUUUUAGUUUUACUAGUACUGUUUAAUAACAUAAUGAUGUAUGUGAUCACAUUUUCCCAUUAUUAUUAUUAUUAUUAUUGUUUUCAUGCUCUUAUGUCUUUUUCGUAACAAUACAGCAUAAUUAUCAUGUACAAUAGGUAAUAAAUUGUUGAUUGUCAACUGAUGCCAAAUGGAUUAUUGUAUAUAUGAAAGUAAAGUAAUUAUAUUUUGUAAAAGUUCCUGUUAAUUAAAAAUGUACAGUUUUAUUAUUUACUUUGUAUAAUAAUUAAAGUUGUAUUGAGUUUUGUAAAUAAUGUGGUGUUCAUAGAGAAUGUUUUCAAAUAUAUUUCAUAUUGUUGGUUUAA
Molecule: messenger RNA, 7627 nt
Organism: Nezara viridula (southern green stink bug)
Lineage: Eukaryota; Metazoa; Arthropoda; Insecta; Hemiptera; Pentatomidae
Source: the annotation of a GenBank genome assembly